Venturia canescens is the source of this 4644-nucleotide messenger RNA. Its product is annotated as zinc finger protein 84-like. The transcript is spliced from 9 exons. Gene Ontology annotation, molecular function: zinc ion binding. Gene Ontology annotation, cellular component: nucleus. Bases 793 to 3225 code for a protein of 810 amino acids. NCBI's taxonomy places the organism in Eukaryota, Metazoa, Arthropoda, Insecta, Hymenoptera, Ichneumonidae. The record is from RefSeq and is a predicted model, not a curated record.
AUUUUUCUAGAGUGCGAAUAUAUAAUAAUGUCGUUAGAAAAAAAACAUUCAAUUGUUUUAGAAUUUGAAGUCUUUUUUUUCAAAAAUCAAACUGUUAGUUUUUGCUUUUUCGGAUUGUUGCAAUAUGAUCGUGUAUUGAAUGACUGAAGUUAACAGGUGUAUACGGCUGAGAAAUGUGUAUCAGUUUUGGUAAAAUGAAUUAGUCGAGUUUGGAUACGCCAGUGUUUGUGUCUCGUGGAUUCAGUAUGGUUUUAAAAAAUAUAUUCUGCAAUCCACUUAUUGGUUGUAAACAAAAACGUUGCGUUUCUGUUGUGCAUGUUUAUUGGUGACGAGUUGAGUAAAUAAACUUCCAACUUUAAUUCGUUUUCGGUGAAAGUUUUAUUUUUGUCGAAUAAACAUUACAAAUCUCUGUGACAUGCGAAUGACUACCGGAAAAUUUUACAAGAUUGACCCAGUUAUUCGUAGCUCUGUUGGUAAUUAUAGACGUAUAUUUCGGGAUGAAUCAUUUUUUUUUAAAUAAAAAAUAAAAUGUAAUAAAUGAAUUGGAACAGGAGAGUUGUUCCAUGAAGAAUUUGAGCUUUCGUCGAUAAUAUGUAGCAAAAAUGGGAGUCAGAAACAUCGAUACUGUCGCUUAACCUCACUCGACAGACCAAUGCUUUACACGUUGAAAGCAAACGAGAUAAAAAAAAAAUAUCGUGGGAAACCUUCGCGUUAAAUAAAUAGAGUGCUUUUGUUAUUCGUAACACUUUUGAGUUUUGUUAAGUAGACGAAAUAAUAGCAAAACAAACGACAAUGGCUGUGUCAGAGUGGGAUAACUCCUGCAGACUUUGCGCAGAGGAACAAAACGAAAUGUUUUCGAUAUUCGGAGAAGAAGGACUGAGAAGAAAAGUUGCUCACAAACUUCGAGUCUGUCUACCAGUUAUGGUGUAUAAAACUGAUCCACUGCCAAAAAAAAUAUGUCAAUUCUGCGCAGCUAGGCUUGACGAUGUUUAUGAAUUCAGGGAAUAUUGCCUGAACGUUUACAAAAGCAUGCAUCGCAAACUUUCCGGUCUUAAACACUUGAAAAGUGUUCAAAUUUAUAUGGAUGCUCUUAACAAUUCACCGGAUCCAUGUCAAGCACAGCUGUGUAAAGAAAAUGCACGAGCUCCGCCACCUUUAGUACCGUUGCCAGUAUCUCUGCCGAUAGUGAAACGAGUCACGAAUGAUUCACAAUUGGCUUUGAAUACUUGCCCGGAGCAAUUGACAGAAUUUUCGUGCGAAGUUGAAAUAAAAGAAGACGCAGAUGAUGAUAGGAUUCAAUCGAAUUUAACACAGCAGCAAGGUGGCUCCACUAACCAUGAAAUUACAACUAGAGAUUUUAACAGCAACAAAGCUGAGGAAUGCAAUGAAAACGACGUCAUCCUACUUGAUGAUAGUUUCAUGGAAGAUAAAUCCGAUAGUGAAACGGAAAAUAGAGAGGAAAAACGAAAGAGUAUCCUGGAACAGGUACUCACUGGAAACUUGACGAUCGAUGAUUGCAAAGAAGUUCCACCAAAAACCAAACCCACUUCUCAAUGGUGGUGUUCACCGUGCAACAGUUAUUAUCGAACUAAAAAUAGUUUGAUGAAACACGUGCAACUGUACUGCCCACGAAAGUACACCUGUUCCACAUGUUCCCUUGCCUUUCAAACGCUUCAAGAACUGGCAACGCACGAAGAGACUGAUCACUUGAAAGUAGCCUUUGACUUUGGGAAAGAGGUUAAGGAAUGUCAACAAUGCGAUCAGGAAUUUGCCAGUUCAGAGAUGUUCAGGCAUCACAGACUUCACGACCAUAUCGACGAAGCAUGGUGUGCACUCUGCAACAGAUUUUUCCCCACCGUCGAGUUGUACAACAGUCAUAAACAACUCCACGAUUCUGGUACCAUAAUACCCGAAGCAACAAUGAAUAAUGAAUUGAGUCCGCAGUUCCAAGAAUGGUCCAGUGAUCCUAAAACGGAGUAUUUUACAGAAAGUGUCAAAUCGCUCACUUGUCCCACGUGUGGCAAGGUGUGCACACAACAAAGUGCCUUAUCAAAUCACAUGCGUACCCACGAGCCGAAAAAGCACAAAUGUGAAAUAUGUGGACGAUCGUUUGGUCUUUUCAUACGAUUGGCCGCUCACAGACUCAGCGAACAUGGCCAGCAUCCUGUUAUGUCUCCAAUCGAGGCGAGUGUUGAACAAGAAGAAGCUUUGAAUGCUGAGAGGGAAGCGAGGGAGGCUCGUGUAGCAAAAAUGCCGAUGACGCAUGGUCGAAAAUCUUCCGAGAUUCUGAACGACGACGAAAUUUCAAUGAACGAGCUGAGCGACCCGAACCAAAGGCCUCGUGAAAAUGCAAACGCACCAAAAAACGUAGCUCGCUGUGGAAUUUGUCAACAAUGGUUCACCGAUCAUACCACGAUGUUGACUCAUCUUCAAACACAUUCGGAUACCCUGACCUCCAAGAGUUUUAGUUGCAAACUAUGCACGAAAACGUUCAAAGAAAAAUGGCAAUUGAAUAGGCACGAGGUAUCUCACAAACGAGGCAAAAUUAGCCAUUCUUGCAAAGUAUGCAGUAAAACAUUCAGAGACAAGAGUCAGCUCAAAAUCCACGAAGCCAUACAUGCGUUAAGCAAAACUUAUCACUGCCCAAAGUGCAAUAAAAUUUUUUUCAAAGAGUUCUCUUUAAUGACUCAUCAGUGUACCGGAGUACCGGUAUUCGGUAAAAGAAAUACAACAAUGCCAGGAAAAACGACACGGAAAGCGCCGUCCACUCCCAGUGGAAAUUCAAAAAAACACAAAUUAUCUAAAGAUCGAGGGAGUUUAAAUAAUUCACGAUCGAUGAGUUCUCGUUCGCGUGUUGCUUGCGAAGAAAACACCAAAUCUCGAAAUGAUACUUUGGUGGUGGAUUUGGAAGACAGCACAAAAGUCAUCUUUGAUACCGACGAUUUUCCGGGUACGUCGAGAUCGAACUUAGAGCCCAAUGUCCAAAUUAGUGAACCAGAAAACCUUCCAACACCGGUUAAAAGGACCCUUAUCAAGUCUGCUGGCGGAUACCGUUGCGGAGUUUGCCAGUCACCGUUUGUUCUGCGUGAUCUGGCUGUCGCGCAUCUCCGUUCAGCUCAUCCAAUGAUGCCUUAUCAAUGUCCAUACUGCAAGAAGCGCUUUAUUAAUCAAUACAACUUUACCCAUCACAUAAAAACCGAUCAUCCGAACGAAUCGGAGAAUUGAGCGGGGAAUCUAUCGUUAACUUCAUAUGCCUAUCGCGUGAUUUUGUGAACAAGCCCAUGGAACAAAUGAAACGAAUGCAGUUUUAUUUGAGUUUAUUGAAAAAAACAAAAAAAAAAAGCUCUGACUCGAGUCGAGAUUUGGUUAUUAAUCUUUGAUUUGACGAGUUUUCAACAAUUUCGUAUAUAUUUUUGCUAAAUUUACCAAACUCUAGCCAAAUAGAGCAAACUCUCUGCCAAUCCAAAAGUUUACUUUUAAUCGCAGCAAAUACGUCCGAUUAGUAGUACGAUUCAAUCGGGCUGUGAGCAAUGACAAAUAGUUGCAAAUUUCCAUAAAUCAAUCAAUUCGAUUGAAAUACUUAACGCUUUUAUGGUUUUAAUGAAAAUUCAUAUUUUGGCCGAUUAUAUAAUAAAAGCCUCUUUGCCUUUGAGUUCAGAACGAAUUUGAACGCUACUUGCUGGUGACGCACUACUGGGUACUAAGAGAUUCAAUAUAGUAUUUAUACAAAAGGCAUUUUAUAAUCAACAGUAUAUCUUUCGUACAGGUUUUUCUUAUCAUAAAUAAAACAAGUAGAAAAUCUGCUCGUCAACACACUUUAAAAGAAAAACGAUGAGCGAGAGACUGUUUCCCAAACGAAACAAGUCGGUUUAAGAAGGUUAUUUGUUAUUCGCUGAAAUUCCAUUCGAACAUUGAACCACAAUUACGUUUUCGUUCCUCAUUGUUCGAAUGUAUUUGUGAUAAGCCUAAUGCCGCUUUGGCCAAAACUCGAAAAUUGGCGGUCGUUGCUUUUUGGGCGAUCAGCUCGGAAUUUUCCUUAAUUGUAAGCAGUUUCCUUAUCUCGUGACAAUAUAAUUUUCAAUCGCAGGCACUUAUUUUCUUUUACUUCUGAACGCGAUUGCUACGAUUGUGUCAAAAACGAGCCUGGUCACUUAGAGAGUUGGGAUCGUUUUCGACGUUGUAGAAAUCUAGAAUUAAUAUUGUGUGUGACAUUUAUCCCGUGUACGAAUAAACGAAAUGACGAGGUUUUUUUUUUACUGAUGAUUUUGGCCAAAGCUGGAAAGAACUUGAAAAUUUUUUUGAAUGUAAUUCUUAACCACAAAAUAACAGGGAAAUUUUUGUUACACCGUUGAAAAUUCUACGAACGUCCACAUUUUUAUAUAAUGCCGUUGAAUUUAAAUAGUUUAUUUAAAACGUAGUAUAAAUGAUUUGAGAUUGGAAAGAAUAUGAAUAAACAAAAAUAUGUAUGUUUAUGAAAAAACAAACAGCGAGUGCUAGUGCGUACAAGUAUUCCAUGGAAUCGUUUAAUCCCAUGUACGUUAAUUACCAUUUAUAUGUUGAUGAUUCAUUCCAUGUUAUCUUUAUUUCGUAUUCCGAGUUUAUAAUAUAAAAAAGAAAAUAAAAAUAUGGAUUUAAGAAACACAA